AUGGCGGAUACUGACAGUGCGAUCCAUUUGCGGGCGCUUUCAAGGCCUUCCACAGGUCAGCCUUCAACAGGGUCAGGUCCGGACCCUAGCAUCCAAGACGAAACGCCGAGGCACUCCGCUCGACACCUACCCGAUGAUUUGGCUUCAGAGCAUGGUCAGCACGACGAUCUUCCAGCAUACUCGCGGGCUCCUCCAGCCAAUCAAUCACCGGGACUCGGUCACAGCGCAACACUCCAUCGCUCCGGCCUCAUUUUGUUCAUCACAGUUCUCUUUGCAGCCCUAGCCGUUUAUUCUUGGGUCAUUCUCGCAAUUCUCUCAGUUCGCCCUUUCAGCGCUCGCUCGUGGCAAGAAAACACGAGCUCUAAAUCCCGAUCCAAAAAUCUAGGUUGGAGCUAUGAUGCCUCGCUCUAUCGCUCGGCUAGAGUGAUCCAGUCCAUUCUCGCUGUUGUCAUUUUGCCAUGGACAUCGGCUGUAUGUGCCCAUGCUGCGGUUAUAUAUAUGCAACAUCAGAAAGACAGCAUGGGAUUGACUAUGCGACAAGUCAUGGCUCUUGCAGAUCGCCGAUGGCUGGAUAUCUCAUGGUUGUCUGAUGCAUUCGGUGGCACUUGGAAGCAAAAUGGAAGCUCACUGUUGAUUCUGGCCAUUAUACUUCACUUUCUUGGGGCCAUCAUUUACCCUAUCCAGUCUAUUGUGGUCAAUCCCAAGACCAUUCACGUUCCGAUUUCCGUCAAUGACAUGGGCUCAGUCGGCGAUCUUGCCGAGCAGUCCGAUUACUACCAUAGUAGUAGUGGCACUGACGUUUUGAGGACUCGUGCUGCCCUUCUCAAUGCGGACGUACAUACAUUCCAGCCGCAGCUGUGGCAAAGGAUGCAAGACCAACCGCUCUCCAACUUCAAGAAUUUCUCUGCGAUGACUGAUCCAUUCUAUGCUCAAAUCCCGCACGGCUUUCACACUGGAGUCCUACAGCAAUUCGCCAUGCGCAUCAAUUCGUCCGCUACUUCCAGGUCCAUUCAGGCCGAGGAAUUCCCGUCUGGGUGUAGCCAAGACUUCUCGGGGUUUUUUGCUAAUUACUCGUCCCUCUACAUGGACGGAUCCAGCCAGGAAACCUGGACUGUGAUCGCCUGUAUGCCAAAUGUUACGUCAAAGUCACCUUGGGUAGAAACUCGAAAUCGCCAAGACUUCUCAGAAUUGCUCUAUCUCAACGUCUCUGUCCAAGAUCAAAGCAUCGAAAGAACGCCUGCUGGCGGCGCUUUGUAUGAGAUCAAUUUGCGGACCACUGCCGGGUAUUUUGAGCUACCCAACUUCAUGAACAACGGGACACCAGGCCCUUUGCUUGAGAGCGAUCCAACGCCCAAUUGUGGAACGAACUGUGAGACGCAAACCUACCACUACUCGUAUUACCAACGCGCUCGCCGGGAUGAGAACAUUAUUGGAAAUGCGACCAAUUAUAUCUCUCAAGACGUUCCAUGGUCACCAUGGUUUUUCGAUAACAAGGGGCCACUGUUGACAACAGCACUUGCUCUCUUUGGGCCGGGCUCAUUCCUGGAAACCUUUUUCGCCUCAUCGAGCGUUCUCCAAAGUAGCUUCAAAGACUCUAGUCUCGAAAGUGACUAUGAAAGUACCGGUUGUCUUGAGCUAGCGCCUCUGAUGAGUUUGUUCUCCGCCACUCAGGGUCAAUAUGUAGCACAAGAUACUUGUGUUUCUAUCUAUCUCAACACCUACUCAAAUGCCCACCGAAUUAUUGCAAAAUGGCUCCUAACCAUAUGCGACUCUGCGUGGAAUCAUCCAAAUAUUUUCACGACGGCGGCCUUUUUGUCAAACAAGCAGUGGGUCGAAUCAUUGCAGCCUAUUUACGCAAUCUAUCGAGACCCCGGAGUUGAAAUGGAAAUUCCAGAUAUCAGUCUCGCCGGUUUGAUCGUGGUCAGCAUUUUUCUGGGGCCGUAUCUCUUACUCUUGCUUGCACUCUGUUGCUACGGGAGUUGGGCCCCACGAUGGACUCAACGACUCGACUCGUUUGCUAUGCUUCGUUUCGGUGCCGCACUUGGCGACGGUGUCUUCCCAAUGCUUCUUGCGUAUGAUAUGAAGGGAGUCAAAGAGCUUGACGAGAUCCCCGGUGUGAUCAGGGAUGUGGGUCCUAUUACGGACGAUGCGGUCAUUCCGAUCAACCGAAUAGGUCUGUGGGGUGGGAAGCCACUGCAUAAUCUCCGAAGAUAUGAGUGCUAUGAAGCCGAUAACGAGACUAUGAAAUCAUGGGAGGUGGACCAGGUACGGCGUGGCGGUGCUUCUGGUAGUCGUACAGUUGGCGGUCGAGUGAUACCCGCGGAAAGGCCGUAAUUCUGAGCACCUAGUAGUACAUGCAGAGAGAUUCAUUUCCAGAAGGUCAAAGUCCUGACAAAACUUCGACAUCAUGUAUUCAGUAACACUUACGAUAGGCCAGGGGUAGUGGCCGCGUCACAAAGAAUUUACAAAUCCGUUUUCGAAAGAGAGGAAACAAAAACAAUUCUUGUUGGAGUUUUUCUCUGCUCUCGGGAUACUGCCUGUCAAACUGGCACAGUGUCUAGAUGCUGG
Molecule: messenger RNA, 2568 nt
Organism: Penicillium brasilianum
Lineage: Eukaryota; Fungi; Ascomycota; Eurotiomycetes; Eurotiales; Aspergillaceae
Source: the annotation of a GenBank genome assembly